AUGUCUGCUGGUUCUGUUCUUGUCACUGGUGGCACGGGCUACAUUGGCUCUUUCACCGUCCUAGCUCUUCUCGAUGCUGGAUACAAGGUUAUUGUUGCUGAUAACUUGUACAACUCCUCUGUCGAAGCCCUAAAUCGCAUUGAACUCAUUAGCGGCAAGAAGGCCGAGUUCGUCGAGCUUGAUCUUAUCAACUCCAGUGCCAUCGACAAGGUAUUCGAGGACCACCCCGACAUUGACAGUGUCAUUCAUUUUGCGGCUCUAAAGGCUGUUGGUGAGUCUGGAGAGAAGCCUCUGGACUACUACACUGUCAAUGUUACCGGCAGCAUCAACCUCCUGCGCUCCAUGAUCAGCCACAAUGUUACCAACAUCGUCUUUUCCAGCUCCGCCACCGUCUACGGUGAUGCCACUCGCUUCCCCAACAUGAUCCCCAUUCCCGAGGAGUGCCCUCAGCUUGCCACCAACCCUUACGGCAGCACCAAGAUUGCUGUUGAGAUGGCCAUCACCGAUAUUAUUAAUGCCCAGCGUAACAACGCUAUCAAGGCUGGCAAGGAGGACGAGGCCAAAAAGUGGAACGGUGCUCUGCUCCGCUACUUCAACCCCGCUGGUGCCCACCCCAGCGGUGUCAUGGGCGAGGACCCCCAGGGUGUCCCCUACAACCUGUUGCCACUCCUGGCCCAAGUCGCCACUGGCAAGCGUGAGAAGCUGGCUGUCUACGGUGAUGACUACAAGUCCCACGACGGCACUGCCAUCCGUGACUACAUUCACAUUCUUGACCUGGCUGACGGCCACUUGAAGGCCCUGAACUACCUCCGCGCCAACAACCCCGGUGUCCGCGCCUGGAACCUGGGUACCGGCAAGGGCAGCACCGUCUACGAGAUGAUCAAGGCUUUCUCCGCUGCUGUCGGCCGUGACCUCCCCUACGAGGUUGCUCCCCGUCGCGCUGGUGACGUCCUUAACUUGACUGCCAAUGCCAACCGUGCUAUCAAGGAGCUCGGCUGGACCCCUACCCACACCCUCGAGCAGGCCUGCGAGGAUCUCUGGCUCUGGACCAAGAACAACCCUGAGGGUUACCGUCAGCAGCCCCCAGCUGAGCUGGUGGCUAAGCUGCAGAAGUAA
Messenger RNA from Penicillium taxi, 1116 nucleotides. RefSeq names its product NAD-dependent epimerase/dehydratase family protein. Lineage: Eukaryota; Fungi; Ascomycota; Eurotiomycetes; Eurotiales; Aspergillaceae. The record is from RefSeq and is a predicted model, not a curated record. Gene Ontology annotation, biological process: beta-D-galactose catabolic process via UDP-galactose, Leloir pathway. Bases 1 to 1116 code for a protein of 371 amino acids. Gene Ontology annotation, molecular function: UDP-glucose 4-epimerase activity. The transcript has 4 exons. Gene Ontology annotation, cellular component: cytosol.